Molecule: messenger RNA, 282 nt
Organism: Micromonas pusilla CCMP1545
Lineage: Eukaryota; Viridiplantae; Chlorophyta; Mamiellophyceae; Mamiellales; Mamiellaceae
Exons: 1
Coding region: 1-282 (93 amino acids)
Source: RefSeq, a predicted model, not a curated record
AUGGGGUACAACGCGAAAGCGCGCGCGCUGCUCGUCGGUUUGAACUCCAACGCGUCGAUCGCGGAGAGAGCCGCGCGCGGGGAGAUCGAGCCCGACGCGCUGCUGCAGAUGAAACCGGACGCGUGGGUGGAGAACAUCGACGACCACUGGCGGAAAAAAACCGAGGAAAAGUUGAAGGCGGAGAAGGCUGCGGAGGCGGAGCGCGAGGCUGCGGUCGGUCGGUGCCAGCUGUACAUCCCGGGGAAGGACGGCACGGAGAAGAUCGUGGAGGUGAGGCGGUGA